Molecule: messenger RNA, 1057 nt
Organism: Drosophila novamexicana
Lineage: Eukaryota; Metazoa; Arthropoda; Insecta; Diptera; Drosophilidae
Product: prominin-like protein
Exons: 6
Coding region: 180-605 (141 amino acids)
Cellular component (GO): membrane
Source: RefSeq, a predicted model, not a curated record
GUCACAUCAAAUCCUAGCUGCUGAACUCCUGUAAUACAUUUGUUCAGUUUUACGAAUAUAUAUCUUUUUAGUGUUUUUUACACACAGUUUAUUUUACAGCAUUAAAUCGUGUUGGGCAAUUAUCAAAGCGCAGCAGUCUUGGGUGUUGGCUGGCCACAUUUAUAGGGCCAGGCUGCAGAAUGGAAAUGGGUUCCUUUAAGUGGCACAUUGGCUCCGAGGGACAUGACACCACUCAUGAGAAACACUAUCCGAAUGCCAGGUUUAGCCAAUGUAGAUCGGAGACACACUAUGACAAAGAGCCUGACUUUUCCGUUUUGGCUCUGAGGCCCAUUUUUCACUUAAUGCACACCAUGUUCGAUAAGCUGCAUUGGACCGAACUACCAUCGGGCUACAUUCAGGUCAAUUACGAUAUGUCUUUCGCCUUGGGGCCCAAGGUGUUGCGAAAUGAUUGGAACGAGUUGUUGGCGCAUUAUUGGUUGGCGUUCUUGGGUGUGGUUUUUAUGAUCAUUCUCAUUAUUAUCACGCCCCUCAUAGGCGUCCUUUAUUGCUGCUUCCUUUGCUGCUGUCGACGUUGCCCACAAGAAUGUGAAGCAGGAUCACAAUAGGGAAAAUAAAUAGUUGUACCGAGUUUUGGAAAAUUCCACCUGCAAGCGUGAAAGAAGCGCGGAAAACGUUUACCAUACGAUUGGACUCAAGUUCAUUAUCAACAAAAAUCUUUGUGCUAAUUCAUUUUAGCAGUGUUUCACACCUUUAGCAAAGUGAACUGCUUGACGGAAAUGUGGUUCAACGUUUCGGCAGAAUGGCUUCUGGUUUGGCUUGUUGCUCUGUACCCUGCUCUUGUUGCCCAUCAAGAUUUAUCCUAGACCAGCUGUCGCCGCUGUCGAGGGUGGGACCUCAGAGAUGUGAAACCGAAGUCGAUCUGGAAGCGACUACGACGGAAGCAGCAGCAAGCACCAACACGAAUAGCAAGUGCCAAAAAUUUACACUCGAAAAUAGCAAGUUUUUCACACGAAUUAACAAAUGUUUCUUUAAUAUAAUAUUUAAUUAAAUGUAAUCC